UGCUGGAAUGCUGCGAGGGCGGCCAUGGCGUCAUGUACGAUAGCAGCAGCAAUGGGCGUGCCGUACGGCCGCGGCUGGAGCGAGUUGUCGUACAAGAGUACCUGACUGCAAUCGCCGGCCUCUGUAAGCAGCCCGAGCUGUCGCCGCUGCGAAACGCCAUUCUGGGGGAGCGUCAGGCGUACGACAUGAACCACCAGGUCCCGGUGCCGUACAACCCGCCUCCCGGGUUCAGCGAGGCCAACAUCCCGGCCUCCCUGCCGGGCGGCCUGGUGCUGUCCCGCGAGCAACGAGCCAUUGUGGAGGCCGUGGGCCGCCUGGAGGCUCCGGGGGUGCUGAGUGUGCAAGCAUUCGCCGGCACCGCCAAAACCACCACCGCCCGAGCCAUCGUGGCUUCCCUGCGCCACAAGCACAUCCUGUACCUGGUGUUCAACAAGGACAUGCAGCUGGAGGCCAAGGAGGCGAUGAAGAAGGACAUGGCGGUCAUCGCAAGCCCUUACAACCGCUUGGGUAAUUUCGACGUGCUUACCACUCACGGCCUAGCACGCAAGUCCGUCAAGUACGAGGAGCAUUUUGCCGCAAACCGGUGGAACGGCGACCUACCCAUCUCCAAGGUUCGUGCCUUCCUGGUGCGACAGUGGAACCCCAGCUCGCCCAAGGACGUGAAGUACGCGGUGGCGGCGGCGGUCCGCUGCGCCCUGAACCGCUACAUGACGUCAGGAGAUGAGGAGUUGUUCCUGGGGCACUUCAGCGCCAAGCAGCUUGAGAAAGCAAGGGAGCCCUUGCAGAGCCUCCUCAGCAAGCGCCGCAGCGGUGGUAACACCGCCGUCAACAGCAUUCAGCACAUGCUGUUGGAGGCGGCUCGGAUGCUUUGGAGCAAGCUCAUCUCCAGGACGGAAACCGAGCUGCCGCUGCCACACAACGCCUACCUCAAACUGUGCACGCUGCAGAAACCCAAACUGGUGUCCUUCCGGCAAGUGCCGUACGACCUGAUCAUCGUGGACGAGGCUCAGGACCUGAACGCGGUCACCAAGCAGCUGGUAAUGGACCUGCAGGAGGAGUCCCCCCUGGUGCUGCUGGGCGACAAGCACCAGCAGAUCUACUCGUUCAACUACGCUUGCGGGCUACUUUCGGGGCGCGUGCACUUUACCCGGCCCCUCAGCAGGCUGUCGUUGCGGCAGUCCUACCGCUUUGGCUCCGAGAUUGCGGCCGCGAUUAAUGCGGUGCUCAAGGCGGCUUUCAAGGAAGGGGACUUCCUCAUCGGGCGGGAGCAGCAGACGGCGAGCGACCCACGGGUCCACCCAGGCGUUGUGUACUGCCUGCUGCCCCAAGACCGCGACCUCACCACCGUCACCCUGGAAGACAUCUUCCCGCCGAGGGCACAACAGGCGCAGCAGCCGCAAGUGCAGCCAGAAGGGCGAAUCAACGGGAAUAGCUGCGGCGCCAGCAGCAGCGGCAGCGGCAGCGACACCCAAGGCCUCAACGGCGCCAGCAGCAGCGGCAGCGAGAGCGAUGAUGACGGCGAUGCGGCUGCCGGUGCAGCCCCGCGGCGCCCCUUCCGCUUCCUGCAGUGCCCCAUUCGCGGGCUGCAGCCGGAUGAGGGCUUCCCGCUGGAGCUCAGCAUGACGUCGCCCGUCCCUGGAGCCGGCGUGGCGGUGCUGCCUGCCAGUCUGCUGCUGCCCGGUGCCCCCCGGCCCCGUGUGACCCUGGUAGCCCGCCGCAACGCCACCCUAGUGCUGCUGGCGCUGCAGCUGGUGACGGCGGGACACACCGUGUGCGCCUCGUUCCAGCAGAAAGACGAUAGUGACGAGGUGGAGGGGCAUCAGGAUGGCGGCGGUCGUCAUCAGCAGGGCAGGUGGCAGCAGUACGGCAGGCAGCAGCAGGCAGGAGGGGCAGGGGGAGGAGGCCGGCGUGGUGGCGGUGCCAUCCUGCAGCGCAUGACUGACGUGUAUGAGUUCAUGUACCACGGCAAGCGCUUCGGGGGUGUCUCCCACGUGUUGAGCGGCAUUGAGACGCAGGAGGAGCUGUUGGAGCUGGUGGACAGCGGGGCGGACAUGGAGCUGUGCGGGGCGUACCAAGUGGUG
Messenger RNA from Astrephomene gubernaculifera, 2081 nucleotides. The record is from the annotation of a GenBank genome assembly. Lineage: Eukaryota; Viridiplantae; Chlorophyta; Chlorophyceae; Chlamydomonadales; Astrephomenaceae.